Messenger RNA from Aspergillus pseudonomiae, 3013 nucleotides. Its product is annotated as MFS transporter. The coding region runs from base 1 to 2649 and encodes 882 amino acids. Gene Ontology annotation, molecular function: transmembrane transporter activity. Gene Ontology annotation, biological process: transmembrane transport. The transcript is spliced from 7 exons. The record is from RefSeq and is a predicted model, not a curated record. Gene Ontology annotation, cellular component: membrane. NCBI's taxonomy places the organism in Eukaryota, Fungi, Ascomycota, Eurotiomycetes, Eurotiales, Aspergillaceae.
AUGGCGCCUUCUCGCGUUGAUACACUCGAGCCUUUGAGCACAUCCAACCCUCUGAAGACUCAGCAAAGCGCAAAGCAAGAAACUCAUUACGGUGACUUUCGUGAUGACUUCUUCAAGAAUGGCUAUACAGUGAUCAAGGGCGUUCUGAGCAAGGAGCGCGCGCGUGAAUACCAGAGCGAGGCACUCGACUGGCUGGAGUCAUUUAAUAUCGGAUUCGACCGCCAUGACAGAAGCACUUGGAAGAAGGAAAACCUGCCUCAGAGCUUCAAAGGUGGAAUGUAUCUUCACUUUUCUGCGGCACACGAGAAGUACAUGUGGGAUGUUAGAACCGAACCCGGCGUUAUUGAGCCAUUUGCGAAGCUCUGGGGAACCGAUGAGCUGGUUGUCUCCUUCGAUACCGUCAACAUCACACUCCCUCAAUCCAUCGUGGGUGAAUAUGAUUCCAAGCCUUGGCCUCACUGUGACCAGGCUCCAGAGCGCAAGGGAUUAGCUUGUGUUCAAGGCAUUGUCAAUUUGUCCGAAUCUGGACCAAAUGACGGUGGCCUCGUCGUCAUGAAGGGAUCCGCCCCGCUCUUCGAUAAGUUCUUUGAAGAGAACCCAGUGACGGGCCCCAUGCCAUGGCGAACUGCUAAGCACAAGGACUUCCAUCCAUUUUCUGACAAAGAUCUGGACUGGUACCGCGAACACGGCUGUGAAUUGAUCAAAGUCUGCGCUGAACCGGGUGAUUUAAUUUUGUGGGACUCACGUCAGAUGCACUGGGCGCAGUUUGGAGAUUCUGACCUUAUUCGCACCAUUGUCUACGCAACAUAUACACCGGCAGCCUGGAUGUCGGAUGAAGACCGCGCAGCAAAGAAGGAGCUAUUCGAGAAUUAUGAAACUACCACCCAUUGGCCACAUACCAACCUCUACACUCAUGGCAAGGCAACAGUCAAGGUGGAUGGAGAGGAAGUACCGGACCCCUUGGAAAGGGAUGAGCCUCUGACCAAACCAGUGAGGACUGAGAGGUUGUUGCAGCUAGCUGUUAUUACCUUCGGACGACCACUUACCGUUACCAAGCUGUGUCAAGUGGAGGUCGACGCCGCGCAUCAUGAAUUUGCUAUUACAAAAGACUCGGCGCAGAAUGUCCCAACAGGAACGGUGAAGCUAGUCGAAGAUGGAGAAAUUGUCUUAAUUCCAACUCCUUCCCCUGAUCCCAGAGAUCCUCUCAACCUACCCCAAUGGCAGAAAUGGGUGAUAAGCAGCACUUUAGGAGUUUUUGCUGUGUUGAGUGUCCUCAUGACCUCUGGGAUGGGUCCCAUCAUCACUACCAUCUCGGCCUAUUACGACGGUAAUCCCAGAACGAACGAUCUAAUGACAUAUCCAACGUUGUUCAUGGGACUUGGAAACGUAAUCGCUGUACCACUCGCCGAGGCUGUGGGACGUCGCCCAGUAUUCCUAACCUCUGCUUUAAUAGUGACAGUCGGGUCAAUCUGGUGCGCUGCGAGUGAUAGUCUGGCCUCGCAUAUUGCUGGACGGGAUGUGCUAUCUUUAGCCGCUGGGCAGUCGGAGGCAUUGUGUCCUCUCAUCAUUCAGGAAAUUCACUUUGUUCACGAGCGCAGUAGCAGAUUAGCAUGGUUCAGCGCUAUCCAAUCUAUAGGUAGCGCUGCCUUGACCAUUGCUACAGCCUACCUUGUUCAGAGCCUAGGGUGGAGGUGGUGGUACGGCAUAUUCGCUAUCAUUAGCGGCGUUCUGUUUCUGGUCUCCUUUGCACUGGUCCCAGAAUCUUUGUAUGAACGGCCUACCGACGCUUUCGAUGGUCAAGUCCAUAUUCAGCAUGAAGGCGAAGACCUGGCCAUUGUUCGCGCAACUACAAAGCGCAGAGUCGAGUUAGACUUCACACGGUAUCAACCGCGUACAUGGCGGCACAGCCUGAAGAUCUUCCACGGUCCCGCAAAGUGGUCGGUAGCGAUAGAAUGCUGGAAGCACAUGCUGCAGUGUAUCUUGUUCCCCAACAUCCUGUGGGUCGUCUUGAUGAACAGUGUCGUGCUCGGGAUCUAUGUGAUCAUGGUCACUGUGUUCGGAAGCAUUCUUACGGCCCCGCCAUACAACUAUCCCGCCACAGCUUUAGGCCUUGUCCAAGGAGGCCAGAUAGUCGUCUCAAUGAUCCUAGUCCCUGUUCUCGGAUACGGUGGAGACAAGUUCCACGAAUGGAUAGCAAGACGCCGCAACGGCGUGGCCGAACCCGAGUUCCGCCUGAUUCCCAUAUUACUGCCUGUCAUUGUGGCACUCAUCUCAUGUGUCAUCUUUGGUCAUGCUGGCUCCGACCCCUAUCACUGGUCGCCGUGGGCUAUCACAGUCGGUUUCAAUGGGAUUUACUUCGGAUUUAUUGGUAUCAUUCUGAUCGGAUACACAUACUCGCUUGAUAGUUAUGGAGAGCGAGCAGGGCCUAUUCUGGUGCUGAUCUGCGCAAUCCGUGGCUUGAUCUCCUUUGGAAUUUCUUUUGGCGUCACUGAGUUUGUCACAGAGGUGGGUUAUAAGCAGGCGUUGAAUAUCUGUGCUAUCAUCAUGGGAGUUGUCUCAGCUUUUGGCUUCGCUGUUUUCAUCUUCGGUUCGAAGAUUCGGUUCCUUACGAUGAAGUAUGCUGUUGACAAGAAGACGGCUGAAAUAUAAUACGUCCGGAAUAUGCUUCUUCAUUGCUCUGCACCCGCUAGAUAGCUCGAAUGUUUCCUUUUUAGUACAAAGUCUAAUACAGAAUUUUCUUCUUAACUAAAGUUGUAUGAUUACGGGUUGUUCAUUCUUGGACCAUACAUUCAAACAUAUUAAGUUCUCUAUUCUUCGUUCAUGAUCGAUACCAGAAGUAGAGAGGAAAAUAUAGAUUAGCACCUUCAUAUCAUAUGCUCCGAAUGUUGUAUUUUCCAUCUUUAGAUGACGUGAAUAGUUCAUAAGUAGAGAUUCUGGUGCGGUACAUAAUUAACAUAACCAUUAGACCGCUUAGGAUUCUUUCAUGAAGUCAUCAAGAGGAACUGAAUCAAGC